AAAGAAGUUUGCACUUGCAGUUUUAUUUCCUAUGCUUCUAUCCACUUUCAUGUUGAAUAUUUCAGCUUAAAAAAUAAUUUAUAACGCUCUCUUAAGGAUUCCUAGAACGUAAAUCUAAAGUUUAUCGAAAAGGAAUCAUCAUGUCAUCCAGUCGUUCUAAAACAUCGAUUCUCGACAAACCUUUAAGCAAAGGAAAAGGGGAGGUUUCCCUAGCCCUUUAUGCUUUAUUAUUUUCAGAAAUUGUACAGUUUUGCCAAAACAGAUCACAUUCUAUUCACGAACUUCAAACUAAGUUAUCAGAAAUGGGAUAUGAUGUUGGAACAAGACUACUUGAUCUUUACUUUGUUAGAGAAAGGAACAGUAAGCGUGAAAUAAAACUGUUAAAUAUGUUACUCUUUGUAAAAUCAACACUGUGGAAGGUUUUAUUUGGAAAGGAAGCUGAUAAAUUAGAACAUGCUAAUGAUGACGAACGGACAUAUUAUAUAAUUGAGAAAGAUGCAUUAAUUAAUAAGUUUAUAAGUGUACCCAAAGAUAAGGGGACUCUGAACUGUGCUUCAUUUAACGCUGGCAUCAUAGAAGCUGUUCUUACUAAUGGAGGAUUUCCGGCUAAAGUAACAGCACAUUGGCACAAGGGCACUACGUACAUGGUAAAAUUUGAAGAUUUUGUCAUAACCAGAGACAAAUGUUUAGAUGAUCGUUAAAAUUGAUUUAGUUUCUUUAAAAUGUACUUACUAAUCAAUAUUUAAAUAAAUGUACACUCCGCUUACUGUUAGUUUUUAAAACCAAUGUAUGUGUUUGUGUCAUUAAAACAAUUUAAUGACAUCUUUAAACAGUUAUUUGUUUAAAUAAUAAAAUUUAUUCUAUGGA
Messenger RNA from Vanessa tameamea, 867 nucleotides. RefSeq names its product TRAPP subunit 31 (gene Trs31). The record is from RefSeq and is a predicted model, not a curated record. Gene Ontology annotation, cellular component: TRAPPII protein complex; TRAPPI protein complex; TRAPPIII protein complex. The transcript is spliced from 5 exons. The coding region runs from base 141 to 701 and encodes 186 amino acids. Gene Ontology annotation, biological process: endoplasmic reticulum to Golgi vesicle-mediated transport. Lineage: Eukaryota; Metazoa; Arthropoda; Insecta; Lepidoptera; Nymphalidae.